Messenger RNA from Amoebophrya sp. A25, 198 nucleotides. NCBI's taxonomy places the organism in Eukaryota, Dinophyceae, Syndiniales, Amoebophryaceae. The record is from the annotation of a GenBank genome assembly.
GUCUGCGAAUGGAGAUGACUCAUAUGAAGUAAGACACGGUGGUGGUCGUGGUGGCCAUGACCGCGCCACACUUCCCGAAGGUGCGGAGGGGAGCGACAGUGGCUUACCGCGAACUGUAUUCAAUCGAGCGGGUGUAGCUCCUGACAUUGACCCACUUGGGACGAGUGACGAUGAUAGGGGUAUGUUAGUUCAGAAUGC